GAGCCCCCGUGACUGUUUCUCAUUUGCUCCAGGUUGGACCCGCAUCCUCCGGGUCGAGCAGCAGCAGCAGCCCGAUCCCCAUCUCUGCACCGGAGAAAGCGUCCAACAGUGCGGGGAGGAGACGUCAGUGAUUCUGCGGCUCUGAAGGCUCACAUCCCGGGGAACAUGUCUGCAGACGUGGCGGUGUCUCUGUUGACGCUCGCGGGAAUCGUAGCGCUGAGCGAAGCGAGCCGCCGGUUCCUGAGAAGGGCCCUCGCAGACACCGGACUCUCUGUGUACGCGGUGGAGCUCGUGUCCACUUUCCAACUGUGCUGCUGCACGCAUGAGCUGAAGCUGCUGUCUGAGGUGGGUGGGAUCCAGCCUCGCCUCGCGCUCACCCUCACCUACCUGGCGGCCGUGGUGCACGGGCUCACCUUCGGUGGGGCCAUCGGCAACCCUUCCGGUGCUCUGGAGAACGCCUACCACUGCAGGCUCUCUGGUGGGUGCGCUCUGAGGCGGAUCGCGUGCCAAUUUGCCGCAGCCGCAGGCGCGCGAGCCACGGUGCCGGUGUUCUGGGGUAUGGGGUUAUCAGGAUUGCACGUGCGGCACAAGUUGCUCGGAUACCCGUGCAUUAGCCCCAUCCGCGCGCCGCUGCCCGAGGCCGCUGCGGUGGAGUUGGCAUGCGCGUUCGCGGUUCAGACUGCUAUAACGCACACACGCUCGGUGGAGGAAAAAUACCGCGUGCACGCGGUGGCUACGGUCAUCACAACAGUAGUCUAUGCAGGUGGCAAGAUGACAGGCGCAGUGUUUAACCCGGCGCUGGCCUUCUCCACACAGUUCCCCUGCAGUGGGAACUCCUUCCAGGAGUAUUGUCUGGUGUACUGGCUGAGCCCGCUGCUCGGUGUGAUGGGCUCCGUGCUGCUGUUUGAUAAACUCGUUCCUCUGCUGUCACGGAAAUCUCUCUCUGAAGACCUCCACCUGGACUCCAAGAAGAGGACCUGAGUGUCAGCAGCUCACCUACUCCUGACAGACUGUGGAUUCAGAGCUAGAAGAAAAGCACGGAUAUUCACCUUUUAUAGACUUCAGAAGCUCAGAGCACAUCUUCGUAACAGAAAAAUAAUUUCUAACGAGUGUUUUUGGAAGAUCUCCCAAACAAUGCAUGCAGAAAUAUUUACUUCUUUUCUUUCUUUAAUAUGAACUUGAUUCAAACACUAAAACUUUUAAAUGCAUCUAUUUACUUAGUUUCAAAACCUUUAGACACUUACAUUUUUGGAACACCACCCUAGCAAUAUCACCUCAAACUGUACAAUACUGCAAACCUCAAACACGCUUGUCUGUAAUUUGAUAAUAUGUAAUAUCUGUAACUACAAUUGCAACUUGUAAAUUACAAAAGAAGCUUUACUUUGUAGUUUUAUGACUUUAAGGCAAAUAAAACAGCAAGU
Messenger RNA from Eleginops maclovinus (Patagonian blennie), 1421 nucleotides. RefSeq names its product aquaporin 11 (gene aqp11). The record is from RefSeq and is a predicted model, not a curated record. Gene Ontology annotation, cellular component: cytoplasm. Gene Ontology annotation, molecular function: channel activity. Lineage: Eukaryota; Metazoa; Chordata; Actinopteri; Perciformes; Eleginopidae. The coding region runs from base 166 to 981 and encodes 271 amino acids. The transcript is spliced from 3 exons.